Molecule: messenger RNA, 516 nt
Organism: Lactuca saligna
Lineage: Eukaryota; Viridiplantae; Streptophyta; Magnoliopsida; Asterales; Asteraceae
Source: the annotation of a GenBank genome assembly
AUGUCAUAUGCAUUCUUUCAAGGAAGAAGGACAAACAAAUCUAAGUUCAUGUUUUCUGAAGCUGAUUUCCCUAGAAUAAACCAAGCUAAUAUCAGAUCACUAAUCAUUUGGUUGAAACAAAGGGUGAGUAUAGAUAAAACUUAUGCAGAUGUUCUACAACGCCCAAGGCAAUAUGUGCUCGACAUGGUUAUUGAUUUCAGUGUUGACUGGGAGAUUGGACAGCUAGGAGAAAAAGAAGCUGAAGAACCAAAUGUGAAUCUGAAUAUGGAGAAUGAGUCGCCUAGGAACAUUCUAAAGAAACCACAUAGAGGUGUUGUAUUCUCUUCUAAAGGUCGACUAAAAUUCAUGAGAAUCUCCCAAAACCAUCUAUUCUCUUCUGAAUUCAUUGAAGGCAUCAUCGGUUUAUUGAAGAGAAUAGGAGAUCAAGAAGAAUCGCUGAGAGUGAAGAUCAUUAAAGAACUUACAUGGUUUUUGAGUUUCCGGCAAUGGUUAAUAAACUUGAGAAACAAAGUAUAG